Messenger RNA from Capsaspora owczarzaki ATCC 30864, 1422 nucleotides. RefSeq lists its product as hypothetical. The record is from RefSeq and is a predicted model, not a curated record. NCBI's taxonomy places the organism in Eukaryota, Filasterea, Ministeriida, Capsasporidae. The transcript is spliced from 3 exons. The coding region runs from base 1 to 1422 and encodes 473 amino acids.
AUGGCGUACUGGGAACGCUACUUUCGUCGCACGACAUACACUGAAAUGCAACGCGUGCUGCAGACAUGGCGCCUGUCCAUCCUGCGCGUCUCCGUCCUGGGCCUCGGUCUGCUCGCGUCGGCCGUGUACUACUACCGCGAGCACAUCCGGACGAACGUUGCCGAGGAAGUGGCAGACGUCGCAUCGCGCUCUCUCAGUGGCGAAAACGUCAAGAGCAAGGCCGAGGAAGUCUCCAAGCUCGUUGUCGGCCAAGUUCUGACCGAUCCAAACACGCUGGCGCUCGCCACGACCUUUGUGCAAGACCUGAUUGCCCAGCCUCACAUGCAGCAAGCCGUCCUGUCCAUGCUUGUGGCUGUCAUCAACGAUCCCUUUGCAAAGGCCAAGCUGCUCGAGCUCGUCCAAGCCGUGUUUGCCGAGUUUGCCGCGCAAGAAUCCACCCAAACGCUCAUGGCAGACUUUUUCACGCGCCUGUUCCAGCGAGAUGACAUUAAAGCCAACCUGUCCAUCUUGCUGCAGUCUGCCCUCAACGAUCCAGCCUUUGUGGACGCCGCCUCUGUUUUGGCCACCACCGUCCUCACAACUCCCAGGUUUGAGCAGCAGGUUUCGGAACUGGCCAGCUACACUGCCCAUCAGACUCUGAACGAUGAGGCGAUCAAGGUGGCUGCCACCAGCUUUGCUCAGGCAGUGCUCGAUGAGCCGGCCCUCCGCCAGCAAGGCGUAUUCUCUGACGCCUGGAUUUUUGCAAUCACGGCGCCCGCAUCCGACCUCGUCUCCCUCCCCUGGGGCUGCGGCGACGUCAUCAUCGUCGUCGUCGUCGUCGUCGUCUGCCAAGCAUCCGGCACCAGCACCUACGCAGCCAUCGUCUUCUUCAUCGUCGUCUGCGUCGACCAAGCCACCAGCACAUGCGCCUGCGCCUGCACCUGCACCUGCACCUGCACCUGCACAGCCACCGGCACAUGCGCACACAGCGACAUCGCCGGCCAAGUCGGCAGCAACCCCGCAACCACCAUCGCCAAGCCCGGCUACGGUCGCCCCUUGCCCGCACUUGCCCACCUGUACCAGCCCAUGCCAUCGCGACAGCUCCCCGUCGACGAUGACCAAGCGCCAGUUCUCGAGUCGGCAUCAUCGGACACCACUGCACAAGGCCUACUAGAUGCGCCAGCAUCAUCAGCCAUCAUCACUCUGAACGAACUCGACGUGUCGUCUGCACCUUCAGCCACCACCACCCCGAGCGACCACGAUCUGUCCACUUCGCGCGAGGCUGUGGAUGAGUUGCUCAUGGACGUCGACACGCUUCUUGUUGACGGGUCGCACAAAGAUCACCCCGCUGUGCCCUCGAGCUACGACACGGCUGCAGCCCAGCAACGCGCCCACGGCGAUGCCCUAACGGUGCGCGAGUCGCUCAGCUUUGGCACCGAGUGA